This is a messenger RNA of Plasmopara halstedii, 690 nucleotides long. RefSeq lists its product as uncharacterized. The transcript has 5 exons. Bases 1 to 690 code for a protein of 229 amino acids. Gene Ontology annotation, molecular function: protein binding. NCBI's taxonomy places the organism in Eukaryota, Oomycota, Peronosporomycetes, Peronosporales, Peronosporaceae. The record is from RefSeq and is a predicted model, not a curated record.
AUGGUCGAAGCGAGUGAUUAUAGCGCUUCGGAGGUGAAGCGAGUAAAUCAGCAGCUUCGAGAACGGCACUACGAGUUCCGGUCCAAUUGCAAUGACGGUGACGGUGACGCUAGUGCCUGUCACAGCUGGGGUGAAUGGGUAGCCGUUGUGGACAAAAAUUACAAGGAUGCAGCCACGAUAUAUGAGCUUAAUUGCUCCAAGAGUGGAUAUCCAGCAUCAUGCUUUAAUCUUGGACGAUUGUUACUGGCUGGCAAAGGUUUAGAACAAAGUGAUCCAGAUGCUUUUGACCUGUUUGGAAAAGCGUGUGCAGGUGGCCAUGCGGCUGGUUGCCAUCACGUUGGAUUCAUGCUGUCACAGGGCAUUGGCUGUGAGAAGAAUCUCAUAGAGGCUCUUGCAGCUUACAAAGAAGGGUGCAAAAAUGAUGACGCAAAUAGCUGCAAUCGCGUUGCAACUAUGUACUUAUCACCGGCCUCAAAUAGUCCAAUUGAACGCAACAUCCAGCAAGCUAAGACAUAUUUGGAAAAAGCUUGUGAUGCCAAUUUUGCCCCCGCGUGCCAUAAUCUUGCUGUGAUGUACAAGAAGGGCGACGUUGGCAUAUCGAAGGACCAAUCUAAAUAUGAGGAAUAUCGUGCCAAGACGGAAAAGCUCAUCGAGCAAGCGGGUGGCAUCUCUUCCAUCAAGUCAACGUAA